AUGGCCGGAUCUACUGCUGGCUACGGCCAGAUUAUCGAAUACAUUCAAGAUAAACUGUACCUCGCCUCCUACGACCACACUCCCGACGCCAAAACUCCUUUCCCAUACCCGGCCGAGCAACCGAAAUCCCCCAGCAAGCGCCGAGCGCAAGCCUCUCCGAGCAAGAAGCGCAGUCCCGUUUAUUUCACGGUCGAUGAUACCCUUCUGUAUAACUCGUUUCAUGCGGAUUUUGGGCCCCUCCACAUCGGUCAUCUGUACCGCUUUGCCGUCCACUUCCAUGACCUCCUUGCCGCGAACAAUGACCGCGCCAUUGUUUUCUACUCACGGACUGACGCUCGCAGCCGUGCUAAUGCGGCUUGUCUUGUCGCUUGUUACAUGGUCCUGAUCCAAUCGUGGCCGCCGCAUCUUGCGCUCGCUCCGAUUGCGCAGGCGGACCCUCCGUACAUGCCUUUCCGAGAUGCCGGAUACAGUCAAGCAGACUUUAUUCUCAACAUCCAGGAUGUUGUAUAUGGUGUUUGGAAGGCCAAGGAGCAGGGAGUGUGCGGCUUGAGAGAUUUCAGUCUUGAAGAGUACGAGAAGUUUGAACGAGUCGACAUGGGAGACUUCAACUGGAUCAGCCCUCAUUUCCUCGCUUUUGCCUCCCCACAGCACCAGCCGGUUGCGCCAAUCCCUCGGGAUAGCCCCGAGUACGCCGCCCUGCCUUCCACAGUGUCCGAAGUUAGAUCCUCUCGACUGCCUCUUCCUUUUAAGAAUGUCUUGGAACAUUUCGCAACCCGCGGUGUUGGACUGGUUGUACGACUGAACUCUGAACUUUACUCGCCCUCAUAUUUCACUGCGCUUGGCAUUUCUCAUAUUGAUAUGAUCUUCGAGGACGGUACCUGCCCUCCCCUGCCGCUGGUGAAGAAAUUCAUCAGGAUGGCUCACGAGAUGAUCAAUGUCAAGCACAAAGCUAUUGCUGUGCACUGUAAGGCCGGGCUCGGACGAACAGGGUGCCUGAUCGGUGCUUACCUGAUUUACCGAUAUGGAUUCACUGCAAAUGAGGUUAUUGCUUUUAUGCGCUUCAUGCGUCCUGGAAUGGUCGUUGGCCCCCAGCAGCACUGGCUCCACCUUAACCAGGGAUCGUUCCGCGAGUGGUGGUUUGAGGACUGUAUGAAGGAGAAGCUCGCCCAGAUGCAGCCGAACCCGGUCACCCCUGGCCGAUCUCCCGCCAAACACCGCGCCGCUGCAGUGACUACCCCUCCGCAGAAUGGCCACUCGAAGCGAUCUGCACUCGGAGAGAUUGACAACAACGAAGCUACUCCAAUUUACGAUGAUAACCUACCGGCUCCAACUCCAGGGCAGCCUCGGAAGUCGCACAGGAAAGACUCUCGACACCACCCCUACUCUCGGACCGCAUCCGGAAGCCUCGUUGUGGAUAAGGAUACGAGGAAGACCAGGCGAAGCACUGAUAGUAGUGAGAGUGAAGAGGAGACACAACUGCGGAUGCUCGCCAAGCAGCGUUCAUCAAAAUCACCAGCUGCAUCACCGGGCCAGCGCUCCAUCAGCUACUCGGCCACGGUCACGGCUAGCUACACUCUGAACGACGAUAUUCAUGAGGAUAGGGAAAAUUGGGGCGGUGCUGCACAACCACCCAAAACACCAGUAACUAGCAAAACCUCCGGCGCUGUUUCCGUUAGCAAGGUUCGGUCUAGUUCCCGCCGAGUGACUGGCGAGUCCAAGGGCGUUCGCAAGCCCAGUGGCCGGAUCGGCAGUACAGGAAGUCCUGUCCGUGUAAAGGCCCAAGCAUGAUCUGAAUUUUCACCGAGUGCUGAGCACUUUUUUCUUUGGGUACUUCGAUACUCUGCCAUCUUCUUGUUACCUACUCUUUUAAAACCAUUAGCCCGUCAGAUGUCAUGUCUCGUUCUUUGCCCUAUCACGCUAUUGUCCGUGUGUGAGGAUGACAUUGCAUUGCA
This is a messenger RNA of Aspergillus nidulans FGSC A4, 1952 nucleotides long. It is a transcript of the gene cdcA, whose product is annotated as phosphoprotein phosphatase CDC14. Bases 1 to 1788 code for a protein of 595 amino acids. The transcript has 3 exons. The record is from RefSeq and is a predicted model, not a curated record. Gene Ontology annotation, molecular function: phosphoprotein phosphatase activity; protein tyrosine phosphatase activity; protein serine/threonine phosphatase activity. Lineage: Eukaryota; Fungi; Ascomycota; Eurotiomycetes; Eurotiales; Aspergillaceae. Gene Ontology annotation, cellular component: mitotic spindle midzone; spindle pole body; cell division site. Gene Ontology annotation, biological process: regulation of exit from mitosis; meiotic nuclear division; meiotic spindle disassembly.